Molecule: messenger RNA, 942 nt
Organism: Closterium sp. Naga37s-1
Lineage: Eukaryota; Viridiplantae; Streptophyta; Zygnematophyceae; Desmidiales; Closteriaceae
Source: the annotation of a GenBank genome assembly
AUGGCUCUUCACUCUAUUGCCGUGACCACCGGGUCGAGCCUUUCGCACAUUGCGUGCCCAGACCGAUCGCGCACGGCAGCGAUCGAGAGGUCGUUCGACACCGCGCGGGUGUCGUCCUCCGCGCCGAGAGCCCGCAAUGCCGCCGUUGCCGCUUCCGCCAGCGUCUUCCUGUCCGCCACUGCCGCAUCGGCCUCCGCUUCCCCCGUUCUGCUAAACCCUUUCGCGCAAGCGUUCAGCGACACGCUCGUGACGGCGUCGUCCCCGUCGACGGCUGCGGCGCAGCGGCACGCGGAGGCGGACGUGAUGGGGCUGCUGCUGCGGCAGCGCAUCGUGUUCCUGGGCGCGGAGCUCAACGACUUCGUCGCUGACGCGAUCGUGAGCCAGCUGCUGCUGCUCGACUCGCAGGAUCCGAACCGCGACAUCCGGCUCUUCGUCAACUGCCCCGGCGGUUCCAUCAGCGCCGCCAUGGCGAUCUACGACGCGAUCAACUACUGCCGCGCGCCCGUCUCCACGGUGGCGUUCGGGCUAGCGGCGUCCACGGCAGCGGUGGUGCUGGCGGGCGGCAGCAAGGGGCGGCGCAUGGCCAUGCCGAACGCGCGCAUCAUGAUGCACCAGCCCAUGGGCGGAGCCAGCGGACAGGCCAUCGACGUGGAGAUCCAGGCAAAGGAGAUUAUGUACCACAAGUCCAAUAUCGCGAGGAUACUGUCUGAAAUCACUGGGCGCUCCGCUGAGCAGGUGGAGAAGGACAUUGAUCGUGACCGAUACAUGUCGCCAGUGGAGGCCAUGGAGUAUGGCCUUAUUGAUGCUGUCAUUGACAGGGAUGCCAUCCUGCCCCUGCAGCCAACACCUGAGCGUGUCAAGCCUCGAAGGGAACACCUUGAGGCCAAUCAGGACGUUCGCAAGUUCCUCAUCCCCGUCAUCCCGGAUUCGGAGAUCUUUUAG